Molecule: messenger RNA, 927 nt
Organism: Opisthorchis viverrini
Lineage: Eukaryota; Metazoa; Platyhelminthes; Trematoda; Opisthorchiida; Opisthorchiidae
Exons: 2
Coding region: 331-927 (198 amino acids)
Biological process (GO): carbohydrate metabolic process; tricarboxylic acid cycle
Cellular component (GO): mitochondrial matrix
Source: RefSeq, a predicted model, not a curated record
GGCCUGUGUGCGUCCAUUCGCUCUCAAGGUUCUUCUUCGGCGCCGUUUCUCCUCCUAGUAUCAUGUCACGCUCUGUCUGUGCUACCCAUUUGAAGUAUUGCAGCAAGUUGAUAUGCUCUGUGCGAAGCAUUUCCAGUAGUCAACCUCGAAUGGUAAGUACGCCUGCAUGACUCGCGAACUUGCUUAUAGGGUCUGAAAGACAUUCUUUCUGAUCUUAUCCCGAAAGAGCAAGCUAGGGUUGCUGCUUUCCGGAAAGAAUAUGGAUCCACAAAAAUAGGGGAAGUAACUAUUGAUAUGGUAUGUGAUUCUUUGCUAUAAUAAGGCUCCUAGAUGUAUGGUGGCAUGCGCGGAAUCAAAGGGCUUGUUACUGAAACAUCCGUCCUUGAUCCCAACGAAGGCAUACGGUUCAGGGGCCUGUCCAUCCCGGAAUGUCAGAAAAGACUACCGCGUGCAGUUAAAGAUGGCGAACCAUUACCCGAGGGCAUAUACUUCCUACUUUUAACGGGCCAGGUCCCAACGAAGGACCAGGUGGAUGAAAUAUCUAGAGAGCUUGCGAAUCGCGCCGACUUACCACCACAUGUUGCCAAAAUGCUGGAUAAUUUCCCCUCUUCCUUGCACCCCAUGAGUCAGUUUGCUUCCGCAUGUGCUGCGCUCAACUCUGAAUCAAAGUUUGCCAAGGCUUAUCACGAGGGCGUAAAGAAAGCCUUGUACUGGGAGAAAAGACAGAUUCUCUCUGGUUACCCACCCAACUGGGCCUAUUUUCAUAUGCGGAUUGAAGAGAAAGUGCUCGAGGAAUGGGAUACAUCCUCAAUCAACCCUCUUCCCAAGAAAGGUACGCCUGAAUCAUUAUGGGACGUUUGUGGUAACUGUGACAUCGAAGAUGUUCCGGUUUCAUUGUUUGAAGAUUUGCUGAAUGCAGAUCCAUGA